This is a messenger RNA of Colletotrichum orchidophilum, 2010 nucleotides long. RefSeq lists its product as uncharacterized. The transcript is spliced from 2 exons. NCBI's taxonomy places the organism in Eukaryota, Fungi, Ascomycota, Sordariomycetes, Glomerellales, Glomerellaceae. The record is from RefSeq and is a predicted model, not a curated record. Gene Ontology annotation, biological process: mitochondrial respiratory chain complex III assembly; protein insertion into mitochondrial inner membrane from matrix. Gene Ontology annotation, cellular component: mitochondrial inner membrane. Bases 1 to 2010 code for a protein of 669 amino acids. Gene Ontology annotation, molecular function: ATP hydrolysis activity; ATP binding.
AUGAUAGAACUGGGCAAGAUGGACUUUUCAACCCUCUGGAAAGGCAAUUUGACCGCCAUGGCGGAGAACAUGACUGGCGGAAGAGGCUACUCCGGCAACAACAAGAUGAUGGAGAGCCUGCUGCCAAUGCUGGGUGGGCAGUUCAACCCCGUCGUCCGCUCCCUGAUGCUCUUAUACCAGAUGAUCGGUUCCAAUCUGGGAAUCGACCCGACACUGAUCCUGACUCUGGCGGGCUUCUUCUGGGCUGCUAACCGGGUCGUCCGCCAAGCAUACGGCGCAGUCUUCCGACUCGUCCAGGACAACUUUAUGAGCUCCAUUCACAUCUCAAGCACGGACGAGAUUUACACACACAUGAUGAAGUGGUUAGCACUUCAGCCGCUGAUGGCGAGUUCUCGUUCUCUGACCGCCGAGACUGUGAGUAAGACGGCGUGGGAGGAGGAGGAAGAGCUCGAGGCCCUGCAGACGAGGACUAUUGCCGGGAGUGGCAGCGGCGCGACCGAGUUUCUCAACUUUUCCAACCAAGAAGCCAAAGCUCCCCCGCGAUACGUCCCUGCUGUUGGUGUCCACGGCUUCUGGUACAAAAGCCGCUACUUUAGGCUCCACAGAAAGCAGCAAUCCGUCUUCGACGGCGAGGCAAACUACGGAACCUUUAGAAAGGAAGAGGACCUCAUCGUAUCGUGCUUCGGCCGGAGCCCGGAGCCCAUCAAGGAGCUGCUCCGCUUCGUCAAGGAGUUCUACUAUCAGGACCACUACGCCCGCACGACUAUCAAGCGGCCCAGCCCCGCGCCGAUGCGCCGGUACGGCGGCCGUUACAACUGGAGCCAGGUCGCCAACCGGCCCGUCCGGCCUAUGCGGACCGUCGUCCUCGACCCGAAGCAAAAGGGCCAGGUCCUCGCCGACAUGAACGAGUACCUUCAUCCAGCUACACCCCGCUGGUACGCCAACCGCGGCAUCCCGCUGCGUCGGGGGUACCUCUUCUACGGACCCCCCGGCACCGGCAAGACCUCGCUGUCGUUUGCGCUCGCCGGCGUCUUUGGCCUCGACAUCUUUGUCAUUUCCCUACUCGAGCCCACCCUGACGGAGGAGGACCUCGGAACUUUGUUCAACUCCCUGCCCCGCCGCUGCGUUGUGCUUCUGGAAGAUAUUGACACCGCAGGUCUCGCCCGUGUCGAAGAAGAGAGCGACGCCGCCGCCGCUCCCCCCCGCGGUACCAAAGACGGCGACAACAAAGCCGACAAGGAUGGCGGAAAGGACGAAAAGAGCAAAAAGGCAACGGCCACCACCACAAACAAGGACGACUGGAAAGUCUCCGACCUCGCUCGCGCCCUCAAAAAGGAAGUCAAGGACGACAAGAAGGGCAUCUCCCUCUCGGGCCUCCUCAACGCCAUCGACGGCGUCGCCUCGCAGGAGGGCCGCAUCCUCGUCAUGACGACCAAUAAGCCAGAAUCCCUCGACGAGGCCCUCAUUCGCCCGGGCCGCGUCGACCUGCAGGUCGGCUUCACGAACGCCACGCCGGGCCAGGCGACGGAGCUCUUCCAGCGCAUGUACGAGGCCGACGAGGCGAGCCCCGCGAAGCGCGUCGACGGGCACGUAGCGCCGCCUACGAACCCUGCGCCGCCCAUCGUAGUGAACGGCAACGGCAGUGCAUUCUCUUCUUCGUCGACGGCCUCGUCUUCGUCGUCGUCGACUCCCUCCUCGGCGCAGUCUUCUUUCGCCUCCCCGCCGUCAGAGAAGCUUUCAGCACCACCACCACCAUCAUCGCCAGAGGUCGCCGAGGCGGCGGCAGAGGCCGACAAGAAGCGCCACCAUUUCGACGCCGAGGAGCUGGGACGCAUCGCCGACGAGUUUAGCGAGCUGAUCCCCAACGGCCUCUUCAGCCCCGCCGAGAUCCAGGGGUUCCUGCUGAAGCGCAAGAAGGAUCCCCGGCGGGCGCUCCGGGAGACGGCCGCGUGGGUCGAGGGCAUGCGCCAGCAGAAGGAGAACAAGACCAAGGUGCUUAGAGUCCAGUGA